AAUACAUUGGGAGAUUUAAAAGUAUCCCGUGAUUGCGCACUUUUCGACUGGUUUGUGACUUUUGUAUUUCCUCACCUUUCUCACCCAACCUAACAAAUGUUUAACUAAAUAAUCCUUGAUUAAAUGCACAUCCUCAAGGCACACUACUUUCAGAACGUGAUAAAUAUCCUUCUAGUAUGGCGCAUCUUUUGACCGCAGACAAAUUGGCAGAGAUCAAAAACUAUGAGGAGCAGAUGUUUGACUACUUUUCACACUACUCAGCGAAACUUCGCGAGUGGUACGCAAAUGGUGGUGACAAGUCCGAAGAUUACAAGGCCCAGUAUGACAAGCUUACGGAAGAGUAUUACAGGUACCUUAAAUAUAUUCAACGACUAAGAAGUAUGACAACAAUGGGAUGUGACAUCUCUCACCAAGUCGAAGCUAACAACCUUCAAAACACUCCAAGUUUUGUCCAACGUCAAACUGUUGAUAGUAUUCCCAACUCAAAUACAACAUAUUCGGCAUCCGCUGCUGCGGAUUACACUCGUUACUAUCAGAAUAUGAUCAGUUAUUUUGGCAAACUUUUGGAGUCUGUUCAGCAAAACGAUCCUGAGUGCAACGAGAGCUCCGAUGAGGAGAAUCGAGAUAAAGAGAAAAUAAAACCAGGUGGGACUGUGGAUCACGAUAAUAGUCAAGAUAAUGCAGUUUCAAUAGAAAAGGUCAGCUCGGAAAACUCAGAGAUACUGGAUCCUUGUUCCGACCCGAAUGCCGUAAUGAAGGAAUAUUUUGAUCGUUAUGUUAAAGCCGGAGAUUGGGAUUGGGCAUCCUGGAAUAAUUACCUGAGUUGGAUCGCCCGCACCAAUCCUCAGUGGUAUGAAAUAUUUGUGAAUUUAAGCCGAGGACUCGGCAUAGAUUGGGAUGACAUGUAUAAAAAGUGGGUCAGCUCGGUGUCAGGGGAUUCCAGCUGCAAUAAAAACCCACCUAUGUCUUAUUCAUGUGACCGGAACUUUUCUUUUGCAAACUACCUUGGAUUGGGGUCCACUGACAUACCGACUAUUUGUAAACAAAAUGUUGAAAAUGAUGAUUAUGAUGACGGUGAAGGCUCGCAGCACUAUUGUGUAACUUGUAAACAAGACUUUGGUACCGAGCGUGCGUUCAUGUUACACAUACGUGGUGUGACACACACUCAAAGAACUCUUCAGUCUAGCGGAAUAAAUUCUUUUGACUCCACUGUCUUAGAGGAGAACUGGGAGGUAAAACAUCACGAAUGGUUGAAAUCGCAGUAUUUAAAUGGACUUAACUCUAUUGUGGGAUUAUCUGGAUCAUUUUACUGUGAGUUGUGUGAAGUAGAAUUCCCAUCUCACAAAGCUCUUGGUUCACAUCUUAAUGGACGUCGACAUCGAGAAAACGUUUUUAUUUUUGAGUCAACUGGAGAUCGUUCUUUGUUGAAGGGUAAACGUCAGGCUCAAGUAAAAGUUACUGCCAAAAUACAACCGUUUCUUGAUGUGUGUACUCAACCUCUAAUAGGACUCAAUUAUAUGAUCGAGUAUCAGUUACAGGAACUGGAUGAAUGUCUGUAUAUUUGUAGUCUCUGUAAUCAGUGGCUACCAAAAAAGUCAGUGAUAAAUCACCUGUGUAGUAUUGUCCAUAGAAAAACAUAUCUUAACACAUAUUACUUACCUCUGUUCAGAAUUAUUGACCGGGAUUAUAGUGAUAAAUCGCUUCAAGCUUGUCGAUUGGAGGUAUAUGCUCGUAAGAUAGAAGAUUUCGAAGGAAGGAAACGUCUUAUUAUCAAAGAACAUUCUGUAGCAGAUUUUGAUCUUCAGAGCGAAAUUAUACGUCUUAUCCAAGAACACAAUGAGGCACGUCUUUUAAAAGAGAAGUGUCGAAAAUCGCCUCCGCGUACUUGUGAGCACUCCACUUCUAAUACUCCCGUUUCGGGAGACCUUGAAGAAGGAGAAAUAAGAGAAGAUUCUUCUGAUGAAGAACCAAAUACUGAAGAAGUGAGCUCUCCAGAUUCUGAAUCAAGUUUUUAUGCACGUUAUAAUGUUAUCAUGAAAUCGAUCGAUAAAAAAAGAAAUAGUGUUACCGAUGGUGACACAAGCAAACCAAACAGAAAGUCUCAAUUUCUUAUGGAUACCAUUAUAUCAGAAAACAAGGAUGUACAACUUAACGGAGAAUUUGUAGAGGAUGUUACAAUCACAGAUGAAGACUGUGAAAAGUAUAUUCAAGAGCUGGAACAUGAAGGCUUAUUACAAUUAAAAGCAUCUAAUUCAAGCGGUAAAUUACGACGAGACUCUUCUUAUACGGAUCAAUUCACAAAGGAAGCCGACUGGGUUUUAGAAAAGUUAAAAACUUUGAAGAGUAGACAUGAAGAAAACCUUCGACAAACAGCAGCAGAUGUGUCUGCUACAGCGAGAAUUCAGGCUAAUAAAUUAUCAAAUACUGAGAAUUCUCCGGUUCAACAUUGCUCUUUUAUACAUGAUUUUUCUUACAGUCAUUAUUACAAGUCACGAUUUGACAAAGGAUUAAUUCUCCCACCACUCGGAACUCCAGUAGGCCCUUCAGUUCCUAUAUACAAGAAUUACAACUAUCCGAUUCCUCCAAACACUGGAAGCUUAGAUGAACGUAAUGCUAAUCCAGGAGAGAGUAGCACUCGAAUAGCUUUAUCUAGCAGUGCAUUUAACGUAAUAUUAUCAGCUAUCGAUGCCCUCAAAUCUUCCGGACAGUUACCUAGGGGUCUGAAUCCAACGUUAAAAGAAAAGAAUAUCAACGUAAUUCAGAUUAAAAAUCCCAGUCAGCAGAUUGUCAACAGAGAUAAUCAGCAAUAUAUAUCUCCUAGUUAUAAUCAAAUAUCAGGACUUGAAGAUCCAGUACACUGCACUUCCGUAGAUUCAACUGCAAACAAUGCACCUUUGACUACGAAUUCGGAGCAUGUUAACCCCCCUCACCUGGACGUCUCAAGGCCUGUUUAUGCUCCCGUACCCAUAAACAGAGAAGGACUGAAUAAAAUCCCGAAUUCACCUCAAAGAGGUGUUGAGUUUCAUAAAAAUCAAAUCGUUUCAACGUCAUUUAAUCGGCACGCGCAAAACAAUCCUCCUUUAAAGUCACUUAUUAACCCAUAUGAACCACAGAAUAUAAUGCAUCAACCAGCAUCAGAUAACCUUACCAAUGAUGAAAAAAUAUUCGACGCGUACACCAUAUUUUCAAAACGCUGUGAACUUAAAAAAGCUCAAAAGCAGAGCUGGAUAAAAACCCCGAGAUAUUUCAGGCGUGGAAUGAGAGGUGAAGUUAACCAGGGUUCAGCCACGAACUCCCAUUUCCACAACUCAACUGGAAGACGACUAUCUGCUAUUGCUGAUUUUCUAGGUGUUAAUGAACCACCUACCGAAAGGAAACGAGUUCAUACUUCAAAUAACUUAGAAUCGCAUCCGGCCAGCAAUUUACCUUACCAUUCGUAUUCCUCAAAUACCUUUCAACAUCCUUUAACUCUCAAUAAUCAUACAUCUUUUUCUCAACCUGUAUGCCCCCCCGUGUAUGCUAAUCAGUCUGCUAACCAUAGAAUCCCUUCAAUUCCACUCAAUCUAAUGAAUUUCCCCAGAUCAUUACCCCCAUAUGCUGCUCCUAAUUCGUAUACACUCACAAACCCACAUACCAAUAGUUCUUUUUGGCCUGGUCAUCUCAAUCUUGAUUCAUGUGUUCCAAGUGCCUCACAGUCAUUACAGUACUAUAAUUCUUCGUUUCUUCCUACAUUCAAGUAA
Messenger RNA from Schistosoma rodhaini, 3740 nucleotides. The record is from the annotation of a GenBank genome assembly. Lineage: Eukaryota; Metazoa; Platyhelminthes; Trematoda; Strigeidida; Schistosomatidae.